GAGCUUCUUUCUCUACUGCGUACUCCGUUCACACAUCGAUAUUGAACGUGUACCUCUUUCCCCCCCCCCCUCCCCAACACCUGAAUCCAUAACCCAUCAACUGAUCUUGCGCCUCCUCAUCUUCCCAGCUGGCUUCUUUUGCGGGCAAUGGUCACCACCUCCACAACGUCUGAAGGACAGUGGGCUGCCCCUCUUCGUUUGGGGUCGAUCGCGCCCAACUUUCAGGCCGAAACCACCAUCGGCCCCAUCGACUUUCAUGAGUGGGCGGGCAACGACUGGGUAAUCCUCUUCUCCCACCCGGAGGAUUACACCCCAAUCUGCACCACUGAGCUGGCCGCGCUGGCCAAGUACGAGCCCGAGUUCACCAAGCGCAACGUCAAGCUAAUCGGUCUCUCGGCGAACUCCAUCGAGUCGCACGAUGGCUGGAUCAACGACAUUUCCGAGAUAGCGGGAUGUCCCUUGACCUUCCCCGUCAUCGGCGAUAAGGAUCGCCAGGUCGCCUAUGCCUAUGACAUGUUGGAUCACCAAGAUACCACCAACGUCGAUGCCCGGGGAAUUGCUUACACCAUUCGGUCCGUUUUCAUCAUCGACCCCAAGAAGACCAUCCGCCUGAUCCAGGCCUAUCCCGCCUCCACAGGCCGUAACACGGCCGAACUGCUCCGUGUGGUUGAUUCUCUACUUGCUAGCGACAAGCAUAGCAUCAAUACUCCCGUCAACUGGGAGCCGGGUGAAGAUGUGGUCGUCCCCGUCAGUGUGUCGGACGAGGAUGCCAAGGCUCGGUUCCCGAACAUGAAGGUGGUCAAGCCGUACCUGCGCUACGUCCCGUUGGCCAAGGAUGAAUUUGUCCCUAGUUGAACAUCCAUGCCAAUAUCAGUAUGAGGUGGCACAGUUGGGCAUACGAGACGGACUCAAACAGUAGUUCGUAAAUCUACUCGAAUAUGGAUCUACACAGCUCUAGAUCUUCAGGUGGCAGUUCCAACGACUCCUCCCAGCGAACCAAGUUCACGAUUGGCGCCCGGCCAACGUACGAGGCCUCUACCACUACAUUGCAUUUGUGUACCAACUUCAACUAGUUGUACUACUACGGCAACAACCACAACCACCAUCACCGCUUCAACUUGUACUGAACUGGGCCAAAUUUGGUCUGAAAUGAUCCGAUAGUAGGACGUGUCCACAUACCCAGAGUAUCAGGGCUGUUAGUCACCGGUCAUUCCUACCUCCAUUUGAAUCUCUCGGUACAGCUGUACCGUAUUCCACAGACCAUAUCUUGUUUUGAUAUUAGUGACAACACCAAAUUUAUUUUCAUAAAUCCAUCUGGCAGAAGUGUAGCCGUCUUCCGGG
Molecule: messenger RNA, 1341 nt
Organism: Penicillium subrubescens
Lineage: Eukaryota; Fungi; Ascomycota; Eurotiomycetes; Eurotiales; Aspergillaceae
Product: peroxiredoxin
Exons: 3
Coding region: 148-855 (235 amino acids)
Biological process (GO): cellular response to oxidative stress; cellular oxidant detoxification; cell redox homeostasis
Cellular component (GO): mitochondrion; cytosol
Molecular function (GO): peroxiredoxin activity
Source: RefSeq, a predicted model, not a curated record